GUUUAUUAAAAAGAUUAGUGAAAUGUAAGAGAAUGAGGAAAAAACUAAACAUGAAAUAAAGUUGCGAUGUCGUUCCCUCGCAAAUAUAUAGCGGAUGUGUCUCAUAGCGCAGUCAAGAUGGCGUUCCACCGAGUGGAAUAUACUUGUUAGAAAAAGUGUGUGAAAAAAAAAUGCCGCGGAAAGCUUGAGAGCGACGCGUGCGAGCUUAAGUGAAGUUUCGGUCGCAGAGUGAAUCCUCGUGGCUUCACUAUGCAUUCUAGAUGAAAAUAACUCAAAUGACGGGGUUGAAACAAUGCGUACAUUAACCCAAGUGACAAGGCUUGUUCGCUGAUCUUCGGACAUUGCGGAGAACCGUAAUCGUCGAGCGGCGAACAACGACGCUAUGGCGUCCAUCGGACGUGUGUAUGUGUGUGUCAUUAUUUUUAAUCCGCAAUUAACAGCUAAUUAAGCAGUCGUAACUGCGGAUCACAAGUAGAAUUCGAUGCGUGUGAGAUUCGUGUUGACGCCGGUUGCUAAACGACGCGACUUCCUAGUAUUAAUCGUCCGAACCGGAUCGGUUCAACCAAAAACAAACAUUCUGGGCUGCUUUCAUUUUCCCUGUUUGACAGCUCCUAAUCCAAAUUACGUGGAACAUUAUGAAUAUCUUAUUUCUAUUUCCUCAAUUACGUUGUCACAGACUAAAUUGUGCUUCCGCUAUGAUCUUCUCAUUAAAGAGUAUCGUCCAAAUCGCUGCUGUUAGAGUUUAUACGUAAGCUCGAGAAUGUGACUAAACUGAUUUUUUCAACAAGUGUGUUUAAUUCUAAGUGUUUAUAAUACAAUGUGUGGUUUAUAUAGCGUUUUGAAACAUUUUGUUUUUAAGAGUUUAUAAGGGAAUUUUAAUAAUAUGUAACACAUGCAAUCUUCCAUGUAAACAUUUCUCUAAAUGCAUAAAAGAAAAUAAAAUUAUGGAUAAAUAAUGUAAGUGAUAUGACAACUUAUUUGGUAGUGUGAUGCAGGAAAGAAAGUGACAAGACAUUCCAUGAUUUCACAUAAAAUUUUAGUAAAAUAUAUUGUGACUUAAUGGACUUUACACAUCAUGUCAAAUAGUUUGGACAGUUUUUUAACACGUAUUGGGGAUGUCACUAUAGAACGCGUGACUCCUCGCCCAGGCCCUAAGCCUAAUGAAACGAUAAUGUCGAAUGAAACUGUAACAAACACAAACAUGAAUAAUAUAGAGCCUCAAACAGGAAAUGAUGAAAGUUCAGAGGAAUCUAGCGGUGAAACAUCUGAUGGAGAACAUGACAAGAAAAAUGAUACAUUGCAAUCAGAAGAAAUAGAAGAAAUACGUUCAGAAGGAUCAGGGGACGACAUGGAUUUAGAUGAGACAAUUGAUUCACAAAUUGGUGUACGAGCAGAAUCAGAAAGGCAACAUCAUUCUCAAGCUGAAGAGGAUGAUGAAGAACCAGUUAAUAUAUUGGAUACUUUGCCAUUAGAAGGAGCUCCAAUAGAGGGUCAGGAAGUGUCUGAAGCAGACUUACUUGGAAAACCAAUUUCAAAAGAUACAGAUGAUGAAGGAAGCAUAGGACAUGAAAAUGACAAACAUGAAGGUCAUGCCAUGGAGGAGGAAGGAACAGAGAGUAAUAAAAGGCAUGCUGAUUCAGAACAUUCUGAUACAGCUAAAAAGAAGCAGAAAAAAGAUGAUGGAACUGAAGGAUCUGCGUCAGAAUGUGAAACAAAAGCAGAAAAGAAAUUAGCAAACAUGAGAAGAAAUAUUCGAGAAGUUAUGGAUGAAACUCAACUUGAUGAAGCUACUUUGUCAGCUCAGCGACAAGAGAUGGAACGUCUUCGAAGGGUACAAGAACAACAAAGACUAAUUCGUGAAGUUCAACGACAUAUGGCAAUAACUAGACAAACUAUGAAAGCAAAAACAAGAGUAAUUAGUCUUUUACAAGGAAAACAAAAUCAAGCAGGUACUACUAUUUCACAAUCAUCUCCAUCUGGACCAGUUCGUUUGCCAAACACAGUGUUCUUUAAAGUAAGUUCUGGAUCUGGCACUGGAUCUCAGACUACUUCUGGUAUACAAACAAAUCAAAUACAAAAAAGAUCAGUAGAAAGCUCCCGAUGGCAAAAAGGUAGAGGUAUUUACCAAGGAGCACAAACAUCAAUUUCGCGAAUUGCAAAUCGACCUAGUGGUCCCAAUAUGUUACAACAAAGAAUUCGAAUGAUGACUCCUUCUGUUAGCAUAUCUCCUGUAGUUCCUAAAAAGGAACCUAUGGAUAGAUCUGAAUAUUACUCAGAUUCUGAAAUCUCAGAUAUAGAAGCUGAAGAAACUUUACGUGAGAAACAAAUACAUGCUGCUAAAAAGAUAUCAACUGGGCCAAAGUCUCAAAAAACAGCUAAAGGCAAAGAUGUGGUUACGAUAUCUAGCUCUAGCGAAAGUUCAGAUGAUGAUUGUAUAGUUUUAAGUGACCCAAGUGGUGAAGAAGAAACAGACAACGAAGAUGAUCCAUCCAAUUCUGGCAUGCAUACUAAUGAUAGAUAUAACAUUCCAGAUGAACAUGGUAGAGUGUUAAUAAAUGUCGGUCAUCCUGAAACAGAACCUAAUGUAUUUUUAGCUCCACAAGUAGCUCGUAUUAUUAAACCUCAUCAGAUUGGUGGUAUUCGUUUCCUUUAUGAUAAUAUUGUUGAAAGUAUUGAAAGAUUCAAAACUAGUUCUGGUUUUGGUUGUAUCCUUGCUCACAGUAUGGGUUUAGGAAAAACACUUCAAGUUGCUAGUUUUUGCGAUAUUUUUUUUCGUUGUACUACUUCUAAAACAGUCCUGUGUAUUAUGCCCAUUAAUACACUACAAAAUUGGUUAGCAGAAUUUAAUAUGUGGUUACCAUAUGAGGAUCCUAAUGCUCCGGAAAAGUAUAGUAAAAGUUCUGGUAUUAAAUCAGAAUCUGUUAUUGAGCUUAAACAAGAAGUUAAAGAUGAAAGUGGGAAUCAGAGUGACAUGUCAAAUAUGUCGAGUAUGUCAAAUAUUUCAAGGCCUAUUAGCACAGAAUCAGCUCAUCGUUUUGGACAAGAAAAUACGUCCCAACCUAUGAAUAUUGUGCCAGAAAAUCCGUAUAUUCAUCCAGGAUAUGAAACUCACAAUAUGAUGCCAGGUUAUGUACAAGAUAAUAUGUUGAAUAAAAAUAUAUCAAAUUCGCAAGUACACAUAAAUGAAAAUUAUCACGGAGAUAUUUCACAAAAUGCAUUAUAUAAUACAAAUCCUAAUCCAAUGUCUACCUUUGAAUCAAUAAAAUCAGAAGUAAAUUGUCAUGGUCAACAAAGGUCAAACAUGUCAGAUACAAAAUUUGGCAUGGAAAAUCAGAAUUCUAAUAAUAUAUAUUCUGGUUUAGAGAAUCGGCCACAAGCUCCUAUAUAUCCAGGUAUUGAAACUCGAAAUCCUACAAGUUUGUAUCAUGGUGUAGAAAGUCAUCACUCUGGGUCCAUAUAUUCUAAUUUUGACAAUUCUACUAAUACUUUUUCUAAUUAUAUAAACCGAUCAACUCAAGAAUCAGAUCAAGAAUCAAGAAAAGAUUGUUUUAAAAAUACUUUAUCUUCUAUGAAUGCAGAAGUUAAUGUAAAGAAAGAGCCAGAAGAAAUAGUUAAAAAGGAGGAAAGUACUUGUACAACAAAAGAAGAAAUAUCAAAUGAAGAGAAAAAGGAAAUUGAGAAAGUUAAAACUCCAUUUAGUGUAGAUUCGCCUAUUGGUAUGGAAAUGAGACCGCGGCAUUUUCGUUUACAUAUUUUAAAUGAUUCUCAUAAAACUAUGACAGCAAGAGCCAAGGUAAUUCAAGAUUGGCAAGUAGGAGGCGGUGUUUUGUUGAUCGGAUAUGAACUAUACAGACAAUUGUCUUUAAAAAAGCCAAACAAAGCAAAAAGGAAACGUGGACAACCUUUCAAAGAUACUGUUGAUGUCGAGGAAGAAGACAAGAAUAAAGGAUUAUUAGAUGAAAUGCAUACAGCUUUAGUUAAUCCAGGGCCUGAUUUAGUCAUAUGUGAUGAGGGUCAUAGAAUAAAAAAUUCCCAUGCUAGCAUUAGUAUGGCUUUAAAACAAAUGCGCACAAAACGUAGAAUUGUAUUAACUGGUUAUCCAUUACAAAAUAAUCUUUUGGAAUAUUGGUGUAUGGUUGAUUUUGUAAGACCUAAUUAUUUGGGAACUAAAAGUGAAUUUUGUAAUAUGUUUGAAAGACCAAUUCAGAAUGGACAAUGUAUUGAUUCAACACCACAAGACAUACGUUUAAUGAGAUACCGUGCGCAUGUGUUACAUGCUUUGUUAGAAGGUUUCGUACAAAGAAGAUCUCAUUCUGUAUUGCAAGUUUCCUUACCACGUAAAGAAGAAUACAUCCUUCUUGUUCGGAUGACAUCACAUCAACGUAAACUAUAUGAUACCUUUAUGAAUCAAGUAGUUAAAACACGUGCUGUACCUAAUCCGUUGAAAGCUUUUGCUGUAUGCUGUAAAAUUUGGAAUCAUCCUGAUAUCCUAUAUCACUUUCUACGUAAACGACAGGCUAAUGAAGAAGAUGAUUUAGAUUUAGAGGAAACAAUUGGUGAAAAAUCUACUCCAGGAGGUAAACGUUCUAAAGCACGCCAACCAAAAGGGGAAUCCAAGAAAGGAAAGAAAACAAAUACAACUAUAAAAAAUAAACCAGCAGCUAGUGUUCAACCUAAUUCCUCUUCAUCAUCUAAUACUGAUAACGUAGAAAAUGAUAAUUCACAUACUACUCCAAAACAAAAUAAUUAUUCUAAUUAUCCUCCUAUGCCAAUGAAUAAUUCAGGAUAUUCAAAUUCUAUAUCUCAAAAUUCUUAUCCUCAUGGUUAUCAGAAUUAUAGAUCAAAUGAUCAAAAUACAUAUUAUAGAAAUGAAAAUAGUCAUGGAGAAUACAAUGAAUUUUACAAUAAUCAAGGAUCACAAAGAUAUGGAAAUCAAUCAUUUCAAACAUAUUCACAAACUCCAGGAUAUAAUGCACCACAAAAUUAUCCUAAUCAAUCACAAAAUUAUAUACCAAACAGUGAGCAGUCUACAAAUAAUCAUUCUCAAAGGUAUUCAACUGCUACUUCCAAUUCAGAAUUUCGUUCAGAUCAAAAUCAAGGGAAUAAUUAUGAAGUAUCUGGGAUGUUUCCACGUCAAUCUUAUCCUUAUCAAGAUCAUGGACGUAAUUAUGGAUCAACUAUAAAUCAAGGAUCUAAUAAUUAUUCUCAAGUUCCAAAUCAGUCUUCUUUUCAAUCGCAAAUGCCAAACCAAUCUGCGAAUAUGCCAUUACCUGAUUAUUCUUCAUAUACACCAAAUCAGACUCAAAAUUAUAAUCCUGCAGCAGGGCAAACAAAUACCAUAUAUUCACGAAAUGAAGGUCAACCAUUACAAAAUUCUACAUUAGGAUAUGACACAAAUCAACAAAGUCAAAAUUCAUCAUCUCAAACACCAACUGCUGCAUAUCUUGCAAAUCAACAAGGACAGAAUACAACAUCUGGUCAAAAUCGUGGCUUUUCACCCAAUCAACAAAAUCAAAAUCUUCCUUUGCAAAGUUCUUCUCAUACUUAUGGUGGCUCACAAUCACAAAAUAUUCCAAUAUCAAAUCAACCCCACAAUUAUCCUACUCAAGUAAAUCCAAACCCUUCACCACAAACAUCACUCAAUUUUAGUCAACAAUCUCCAAACACUAUGCCACAGAAUCAACCUCAUCCAUAUAUGACAAAUUCAUCAAAUCAAACGUCAAUUCCACAAAAUCAAAUGCGUGGAUAUUCUACAGCAGCUCAAAAUCAGAUGAAUGUACCACAAAAUUCAUCUUCAUAUCCCACUGGCCAAUCAGCUUCAAAUCCUACUCAAACACAUGGAUAUGCUCAAGAUCAGCAGGGGUCAGUUUCUAAUGCACAAGGUACUAUGCAUGGAUAUUCACAUCUUGUAUCUCCAUCAACACCACAAAAUCAAUCUUAUCCACCUAAUAUGCAAAGCCAAACGGGAACUCCAUCAAAUGCAAAUCAUGCCUAUGGGUCUAAUCAUCAAGGUCCAACAUCAAUACCAUCAACUCCAACUCAUAGGUACAGUUCUUCUCAACAAGGACAGAUAUCACAAUCUCAGAAUCAAGCUCUUCCAUAUUCUCAAAAUCAGCAAACACAGAGUUCUAUAAAUCAAAGUGAUCAAUUGUAUUCCAGACCAGAUAAUCAACAACAAACUCAAACUUAUACACCAACAGCCAACACAUCCCAUGAAUUUUCAACAGAUCGUCAAAGUGGUAGUUCCUCUACCAAUCCUACAAAUAAUUAUUCAAUAAAUCAAACGUCAUCCCAGAAUACUGUUGUACCAAAUUAUUCAACAGAUGGAGCACAUUCAAAUCAAGUAAGUCAAAUGAAGAGUUCAGAGGAUCCUUAUUGGCAAAGAAAUUAUUCUCAACCAUUUCAAUCUGAUCAAUGUAAUGAUCCGUAUUAUCGGGAUGUAAAUCCUAACGUGAAUCGAUAUCAAAGUAAUUACUUUCCAUCACAAAAUUAUCAAAAUCAGUCUUAUGAUUAUAGUAAUAAUCAUAAUUCAGAUAUUAAUACGCGCUCAGAGGAUUCGAAGCCCCAGCAAACCACUACUCACAUUCAAAGCUCAGGAUCUUCAGAGAAGAACAAAAAUAAUAAAGAAAUGACAUCAAGUGUUGGUGUGCAAAGUCAACCAAUUCAUCAAAAUAGUUCAAGUUCUACAAGUUCAGGUUAUGGUUCUGAAUCAAAUUGUCAGACUUCAGUAUCUAGAUCUGUACAAAAUCUUAAUUCAUUGCACAGUCCUCGUCUAAAUCAAAAUGAUUUAGUGAAAGAAGAUGAAAAAGAAAAAGAAGAUUUAUUAGAUAAAGAUAAAGAAGAGAAGUCAGAUGAUGAAAUUCUUACAAAAGAUGAAGAAAAAGAUUGUAAAAGUUCUCCAGGAGGAAAAGAAGACCCUGGUAUUCCAUAUGAUUGGGCAACAGAAUUAAUGAAGGGCUAUGUGCCAGGAUUAAUGGAUGCUUCUGCAAAAAUGACAAUUUUCUUUUGUAUUUUGGAAGAAGCAAUUAAACUUGGUGACCGCGUUUUAGCAUUUUCUCAAUCGUUAUUUACAUUGAAUCUCAUUGAAGAUUUUUUAGCUAGAAAUAGUUUGAAGUAUCCUGAUGGGCAAACAGAUGCUUGGAUCAAAAAUGUAAAUUAUUAUCGUCUCGAUGGCAGUACUAGCGCCUUGGAAAGAGAAAAACUUAUUAAUGAAUUUAAUAAUAAUCCAAAAAUUCAUCUUUUUCUUGUUUCAACGCGUGCUGGUUCUCUUGGUAUUAAUCUUGUUGGCGCUAACCGUGCCAUUGUAUUCGAUGCUUCUUGGAAUCCUUGUCAUGAUACACAGGCUGUUUGUAGAGUGUAUAGAUAUGGACAACAGAAACCUUGUUUUGUUUACCGUUUGGUCACUGACAAUUGUUUAGAAAGAAAAAUAUAUGACAGACAAAUUAGUAAGCAAGGAAUGGCAGAUCGUGUGGUUGAUCAAUGCAAUCCAGAUGCUCAUCUUUCAUUAAAAGAAGCAACUACAUUGUCUUGGGAUUGGGAAGAAGAUAGUCAAGUACAAGAUUUCUCUCAAACGAAAGAUAGUUAUUCUGAUGAAGUGAUGCAUCGUGUAUUAGAACGUCAUUCUUCUUUAUUAACGAAACAGCCUUUCCACCAUGAAAGUCUUUUAGUUGAUAGAAAAGAUAAGAAACUUAGUCAAGCAGAAAAGCGACUAGCUCGUCGUGGUUACGAACUUGAAAAAAUGGCAGCCAACUGUUCCAGGCCCAGUUAUAAUUAUGUUCCUGGAAAUACUGCAACACGGGCAGGUGGAUUACAAAUUCGAGCAAUUCGAGGUGGUGAUAGUAGUACUACUUCUAAACCAGUUGCCUCAGUUAGACCAAUGCAGCAACGUGGUGCUGAAGGUAUAGGUUCGCGUAGUGUAACAGGAAGUCGAUGGAUACCAGCGGAAGUAUGGCAAAGACAGGGAAUGAGUGCACAAGAAAUGACAUUACCUUUAGAUGUUGUUAUUCCCACAAAUUCACCCGAUAAAGGAAGUAUUGUAUUGAAAGCUGGUCAACGAGUAAUGGUACUGAAAAGUCCCAAAGGCAUUUAUAUGCAAUUAGAAUCUGGUAAAAUUAUUGCUAUUCGGACGGCUCUUAAAUUAAAUCAACAAAAGCGAGAAGAAGAACCUAAGAAAGGUGUAUCGUCAAUGGCACAAAGGAAUUCAAAACCAGAAGUCGGAUUUCCAUUAAGAAAUAACUCAGCUAUUUCUAUCAUACCGAAAUCUUCUUCAAGUAAUCAAGCAAGUGGUCGUUCGAUUAAUAAACCAGGAAACGGGCCUAAUUAUAGGCCAUUUGCUGACAAGGAAACUUUAAAGAGACCAAAACCUGUCGUUACUGCAACUGCCAAACCUUAUUUGAGUCAAGUUAAUUUAACCAAUCAAGUUUCUUUAUCAAGGUUACCAAAAAUAAAGCAGGAACCGGUAGAUCAUUCCACACUAGGUGAAAAUUCAAACUCCUCAGAUGGACAAGUUAGAACUGAACAAAGAGUGGAAGAAGUCAGAUUAGAGGAUGUGGUUGCGGAAGUAAGUUCGAAUACAGAUUACAAUCCUAAUCAUAAUCGUGCAACCAGUUCAGAUACCGAUAUUGCUUUACAAAAGUCAUCUGAAGAAAAUAGUCAAGUAUAUACUUCAGAUUCUGUAACUGCACAAAGCGUUCAAACACAGCACGAUCAAACGGAAACGGAAUUGACAUCAAAAAUUGAUAAACAGUGUUCUCCUUCAAUUGAAAAGGAGAUCAUAAAAACAACAGAUACAUUAACAAAUUACGGGCAUGCUUUUCAAACUCAACAAGAAAAAAGAGAUGCGUCCAAUGAUGAAAUUAUAAUUGAAGAUCCAUCGCCGAUACCACCUCAAAUACAGUCGCAAGUACCAUCACAAAUGCAAUCUCAAAUGCCAUUACAAGUAUCUCCGCAAGUACAGUCACAAGUAUUACCUCAGAUACCACCACAGUUACCAACACAAAUACAACCCCAAGUACCUUCCCAGUUAUCAUCGCAAGGACCAUCACAAAUACCUCAAGCAUCACCGCAAGUUGCACCACAAGUUGCGACGCAAGUUGCAACACAACCAACAUCAUCUGGCUCAUUACCACCAUUGUUAACGCAACAAUCAACAUCAUCGACUAUGCAAGUACCAUCAGCGACACCUACAUUACGAGCUACGGAAGUUCCUAAAGGUAUAACAGAUUCAACUAUUGGUUCUUCUGCUACAUCCAUAUGUACUGGAACAAAUACUAUAACAUCUCCAAAAACAGCGGAACCAAGUAUGCGUGAAACUUGUAUACAAAGUGAACCCCUUAAUGUUCCACAAGGUUAUCCUUAUGCUCAGUAUCCACGAUAUUACGAUUAUAAUGAUCCUCGAUCACGAUCGUUGUCCACUCCUUAUGGUACAUAUUUCCCUGGUGUUCCACCUCAUGCAGCAAAUCCUAGAUUACCAAUGGAUACCUCUAAGAGUCAACCAGAUGUAGGAAAACCUAUAGAAGAGAGGGCAAUGAUGAAUGUGCCUCCUGCAUAUUCGCAAGUAUCUAAUACUACUGCCAAAACAUCAGCAAACACUAUAGAAACGAAAGGUGCAGAAGCGAUGGUAACUACAACGGUGGCUACUACUCCUACUAGAGAUGAAACGCACAUACCCACUGCGUUUAGUCAUCCUACGAGUAGUCGUUAUCCUGGACCUUAUCCACCGGGACCGUAUGAUCCAUAUUCACAGCAUUAUCCUCCAGCGCCCGGUUCAUCAGCAACUUAUCCACCAGGUGUAGCUGCUCCUGGAUAUCCAGCAUACGGUGGCCCGAGUUACAACACGGAAUAUGCUCGUAUGUAUACAGCGUUUCAUGGUCCUCCUCCACCAGCAGAUCCUUAUAUACACAGAGGUUAUGCACCCCCUUCUUCACAUCCACCUAAUUAUUAUCCUCCAUUUCCUCAUCCACCACCGCCUUAUCCGAAUUAUUCAUUUUUGUCACCAUAUCCAAAUCCCAAUAUGCCCAGCGAGCCACAGCCACCUGCUCAGUAGGACACUUAAGUGGUAUUAUGAUAAAUGAUUAGUUUAAUAAUUUCAUAAAAUGUCGCAUAUUGCGAAAGUUCAAAGGCUGUCGCGAUUCAGAAGCUUAAUAGACUGAAGCUGUAAAACGCAUUGAUGUAAAUAUUUAGUCACAAGUAUUGUAUUAAGAUAAUAAAUUUACGCAGCUACUUUUUUAAAAGUGCUGUGUUUAUGUCGAGGGAGAUGAGAUAAUCUCAAUUAACUUUGAACUGUGCAAUUUGUUGAAAUGUUCAAAAUAUUUAGCCUUGACUGUCAUGCCGUUUUACGAUGCGUCUAUUCGACUAAGUAAUAUCUGGUUAUAAGUACAAAUAAUUUCUCAAUUUGAUAUUCCAUAAUCUCAAGGAACUGUCUAUGUUUUUUCUAGCAUAUUGACAUAUAUCAUUAUUAUGAUUUUAUGAAUUUAUUGAGAAUUUAUUAAGAAAUAAGGAAAUAUUUUCAACAUAGGUAGCAUCCUUAUUAUCUAUUUUUUAUUUUGAAUGAAAUGCUAGGAAUAUUGAAUGAGAAAUAAUUUUGUACAUUCUAAACGAGUAAUAUAAAGAAGAAAGGAAUGCUGUACACUAUCAUUUAGCUUUGUGCAUAAAUGCUACAUUAAUCACACUUUUAUAUUCCGCACUGAAAAACGCAAGGAAUUCAUUUUGAUUAAAUGCAAUACUCAGAAAAGUAUAAAUUGUAAGAGUAAACUCACAUUCAUAAAACUUAUAUGCCAGCAUUCCAUCUUCCAUUUUAUAUGUUUUAGUUUUUCGUUUUAGUUAAUUUAUGGAGAGUGAUGGAUAUUUACAUAUUAUUUAUAAAAUGAUAUUAUUUAAAAACCUAUUUAAAAACUUAUUAAUAUUUUUUUGAUAGUAAUAUAUUUAUAUGUAUAAUCUUAGAAUUUAAUACUUUUAAUAUUUUGACGAAACUAUUAUAUACAUCAUACAUAAUAAUGAUAUUUUUUAUUAUAUAUUAUUACAUUAUUCAUCACUUCUCCCUAAAAAUAUAUUAUAGGCUGCGCAUCGUUAUUUCGGUUUCCGUCAUUUCAAUAAUUAAUCUCUAAACGAUAAAAUUAGGCUUCAUUUAUACCACAUGCUCUGAAUCUAUGUAUCACCUCUGACUUUUUACAUACAUUAUACGUACAGUAUUCACUUGGAACAUUUAGCAGCCAGUAUACAGUUUACAGCGUCCUUAGCAAGUUGUAUAUGACUAUGUAUUACUAUUAAACGUUACAAUUUCUGAAAUAGAUAAUCUCAUAGUAGAAUGUAGGAUUGUUGUUAACUAGAAUGUCUUACAGUUCAUGACUGUUUUGGAAUAUGAAUAAAAGCAGAAUAGGGAGAGCCAUGAUUCUCAGAAGCGACUUCUCAAGCUCGAAACUGUGAUAUUUUGUCAUAUUCUCGUGUAACAUUUUUGCUUGUAUAUUUUUAUUUAAAAUCAAAGUUCAACUUUGAUUCUUGCAUAAAAUUGGUAGAAACCAAUAAUGAUCGCGGAUGUCGGAAUACUGAAUUAAAAUUGCGCAUUUAUGUUAACGUAAGUUAAUUCGGAGUAUGAACACGAGAUUUUUAAUCAAUUUUCCAAAGGGGAUAUAAAGCCGUAUGCAUGUUUAUCAUGGUGCUCCCUCUAAAUACUAUAGGUGAAUUAUUAUAGAAAAUAAACAUUCAUGCUGAAUACUAUUAGUAUGUAUUUCUCAUUGAAUCUGUCACCUGAUUGCUACGCGAGAAAUACAUUGGGAUCUUACAUGUUAGUACGUACGUGUUGUGGUUGUACGUUUUCUAGGUUUUAAGUGUACAGGAUUGACAUGACGCGAAUAUUAACGUGAGAUGUAUUUUUGCAAACAAGCGACAGAAUCUAUUGCAAAUACAUACGAGAUUAUAUUUACGAAAGAUGAAACAAUUAUUUUGUCUCUGUUAUAGCUUCUUUGCCAUUUACAUACUUGUAAAUACCCAUUAUUUACAUUUCAUACUUUAUUUAUUACUAUACAUUAUCCAUUAUUAUCGCUUUUUUGAUGUCAGAGUAUUGCUCUUAUGUAAAAUAAAUUGUUUACACUGAUCAAGAUUGUUUUUGAUUGUAGUAUUGUUAUGCAAAGAAAUUGAGGCAUAUAUAUAUAUAUAUAUUUUAUAUAUAUAUAUAUAUAUAUAUAAUUGUUUGUACGACGUUUCCCUUUGCGUCUCUGACCAACUGUUUGACUUGAAAUUAACACAUGCAUGUAGAUGCGUAGGAUAAAAAUCUUAAUACAUACUUAUAUGUCAAAAAGGUUAAGGUUGUAAUUAAGGAAUUAAUUUACCCAUAAAAGUUUUAAUAUCCUUGUGGUAACACGAACAAAACUUUCUUGAUUACAUACUUUUCUCUAUGCAUAUUAUGUGAUUUAAUGUGUCACACAUAAGCGGGGUUUAUUGAAAAGUUAUAAUUAAUAAUUCAUUUUGUAGGAGAAAAUCUCAUAUUUUUUUUUAUAAAUCAUUUUCUCUGAUUGUAAUUUUUCUAUAAACCAUGCUACAGUGUAUAAAGAAAAUAAAAUCGUUCGAAAUUAAGAAAAAUAAUUUUUUUGUAACAAGUAAGUUAGUUUGAUAACACUACACUAAUUUAAUAAAAAAAAAAAAAAAAUAAUAAACUUAUAUUUGCGUACGCGCGUCA
Bombus terrestris (buff-tailed bumblebee) is the source of this 12673-nucleotide messenger RNA. RefSeq lists its product as uncharacterized. The transcript has 7 exons. Gene Ontology annotation, molecular function: ATP binding; ATP-dependent chromatin remodeler activity; ATP hydrolysis activity. The record is from RefSeq and is a predicted model, not a curated record. The coding region runs from base 1076 to 10045 and encodes 2989 amino acids. Gene Ontology annotation, cellular component: nucleus. Lineage: Eukaryota; Metazoa; Arthropoda; Insecta; Hymenoptera; Apidae.